AUAAAUAAGUCUUAAAUUUUUUCAAUUCUAUCUAAUCCAUCCACUUUACAAUAACCUAUUUAUUAAAAUUUAUUUGAUACAUCAACUUUUAAAUGAAUGUAGAUAGUCUACAUUCAUUUUAAAAUAUACUCCGUAAUUAUCAUUAAUAGAUAAUCAUUGUGAAAUGGACAGAAUAAAGAGUUACAUAGGGGAGAAAAUUUGGGCGGUGGCGGGUUCGGGUGAGAAUGGCGGCAGAAAGGUAAAUAACAACGGUAGGGUUCGAAAAUGGAGGAAAUUUGGGCACAAAUGGCGGGAAGAGUCGAAGGCGGUGUGGCACAUCGCCGGACCCGCCAUCAUAACCGCCGUCUCUCAGUUCUCUUUCGGCUUCGUCACCUCCGCCUUCGUCGGACAAAUCGGCCACGUGGAGCUCGCCGCUGUCUCAGAAGUUCAGAAUGUCAUCGAAGGUUUUGUCUAUGGCAUCAUGUUAGGAAUGGGGAGUGCUCUUGAGACUCUGUGUGGGCAAGCAGUGGGAGCUUCAGAGGUGAACAUGUUGGGAAUCUAUCUACAAAGGUCAUGGAUCAUCACCGGGUUCACGGCCAUAUUACUCACCCCGGUCUACAUCUUCGCUUCGCCCAUACUCAAACUCUUCCACCAAGACAAACACAUCUCCCACGUCGCGGGCAAGUACGCGGUCUGGGCCAUUCCCCAGCUCUUUGCGUACGCGUUCAACUUCCCCAUGCAGAAGUUCCUCCAGUCCCAGACCAAGGUCUGGGUCAUCGCCAUGGUGUCACUCGCCACCCUGGCGCUCCACUCGCUCCUCACGUGGGCCCUCGUUAUGAGGCUGGGCCACGGCUUGCUCGGGGCUGCAGUUGCCGGGAACGUGUCUUGGUGGGUUUUGAUCCUUGCCCAGGCCGCUUACAUUGUCUCGGGCCGGUUUCCUGAGUCUUGGACAGGAUUCUCAUUCAUGGCUUUCAAGUCGCUGUUUAAUUUCGUGAAGCUAUCGUUGGCCUCUGCUGCAAUGUUGUGUUUGGAGCUUUGGUAUUUCACUGCUGUGAUUCUCAUGGUUGGAGGGCUAAGCAAUGCUGCUGUCGCUGUGGACUCGGUGUCAAUAUGUGUGAACCUGCAACUAUGGGCACUGAUGGUUGCUCUUGGAUUCAAUGCAUCUGUCAGUGUGAGGGUUUCGAAUGAGCUAGGAGCAGGGAGACCGGACGCCGCGAAGUUCUCAAUCACUGUGAAUACAGUGACAUCAGCAAUCCUAGGAACUGUUUUCACAGUCGUUGUAGCCUCCACCGUGCACCAAUUUCCCAGGAUGUUCACGAAGAACGACGAGGUCAUGAAGACGACCUCCAAGUUAGGAUAUCUCCUCGCUGCAACAAUCUUCUUAAACUCUGUCCAACCGGUUUUCCACGGGGUGGCAGUUGGCGCGGGUUGGCAACAUAUAGUGGCGGGGGUAAACUUGGUAAGCUAUUACGUGGUUGGCCUCCCGAUUGGGGCACUCCUUGGCUACAAGUUUCAUCUUGGGGUUAAGGGCAUAUGGUCUGCAAUGUUGGGUGGGAGUGUCCUACAGACCAUCAUCUUGUACUUUAUCAUUGCCAGGAAAAAUUGGCAUAAAGAGGCUCUUCAAGCUGAGGAAAGAGUGAGAUAUUGGGGUGGGGCAGUGGAGAAUCAAGAAAGCUUGGAUCAGUCUAAUAUACAAAGGAUUGCAAUUGAAACAAGAUGAACUCAUAGGAAAACUGCUGAAAUAUUAUUCUUCUUUUUUAAAAUACACUUCAUAAUUAUAAUUCUUUUUGAAAAUACGAUUGAAAUUCUUGAGGAUAUACGCCAAAGGACCAACUUAGUUAAAAAGCUCAAGUUUUUGGUUGAAGACGGGGAUGGGGAAUCAGACAGAUAAUGGGUGUUGAGGACACAUUAAGUUUUUUGGUUGUGCCAUAUUCUUGAAAAAUGUUGUGAUAAUUGUAGCAAAAGAUUGGCUCAAGGAAACAUGGGACAAUCCCUCAAUUUUGAAUUUAUGCAACUGAUUUGUAUUAGCCUCUUUAUAGUUUUAGUUUUUU
Molecule: messenger RNA, 2030 nt
Organism: Cuscuta campestris
Lineage: Eukaryota; Viridiplantae; Streptophyta; Magnoliopsida; Solanales; Convolvulaceae
Source: the annotation of a GenBank genome assembly